This is a messenger RNA of Salvia hispanica, 1436 nucleotides long. Its product is annotated as serine/threonine-protein phosphatase PP-X isozyme 2-like. Gene Ontology annotation, molecular function: protein serine/threonine phosphatase activity. The record is from RefSeq and is a predicted model, not a curated record. NCBI's taxonomy places the organism in Eukaryota, Viridiplantae, Streptophyta, Magnoliopsida, Lamiales, Lamiaceae.
ACUCCAUCACUUCCAAGUCGCAAGAGCCAUCGACCGUGAAGCUCUCCCAUUCGACCUGGAUUCCGUAAUGCUCUGAUGCUCAAUCUCAAAAUCCUUCGUUAACUCGAAGGCCACACCUUCACGCCCUAGGAGUAUCAGAAUUCGAGAUGUCCGACCUAGACCGCCAAAUUGAACAGUUGAAGAGAUGCGAGCCGCUCACCGAAUACCAAGUCAAGGAUCUCUGCCUCAAAGCCAUCGAAAUCCUCGUCGAAGAGAGCAAUGUUCAACGCGUCGACGCCCCAGUCACUAUUUGCGGAGACAUACAUGGGCAGUUCUAUGACAUGAAAGAGCUUUUUAGAGUUGGAGGUGAUUGUCCAAACACGAACUACUUGUUUCUUGGAGAUUUUGUUGAUAGAGGAUUUUACUCGGUUGAGACAUUCCUGCUUCUACUUGCCCUGAAGGUACGGUAUCCUGAUAGGAUAACACUUAUCAGAGGGAACCAUGAGAGCCGACAGAUAACUCAGGUCUAUGGUUUCUAUGAUGAGUGUCUACGGAAAUAUGGUUCUAUCAAUGUUUGGAGAUAUUGCACCGAAAUUUUUGAUUACUUAAGCUUGUCAGCACUCAUUGAUAAUAAAAUAUUUUGUGUUCAUGGUGGUUUGUCUCCUGCGAUAUCCACAUUAGACCAGAUUCGUACAAUAGAUCGAAAGCAAGAAGUACCUCAUGAAGGUGCCAUGUGUGAUCUUCUCUGGUCAGAUCCAGAAGACAUUGUUGACGGAUGGGGUCUCAGUCCACGUGGUGCAGGUUUUUUAUUUGGUGGAAGUGUUGUCACUACAUUUAACCACUCAAAUAACAUUGACUAUAUAUGCCGUGCCCAUCAGCUGGUAAUGGAAGGUUAUAAAUGGAUGUUUAAUGAGCAGAUAGUUACAGUCUGGUCAGCUCCAAAUUACUGCUACAGAUGUGGAAACAUUGCUGCAAUUCUUGAGCUAGAUGAAAACCUUGAAAAGAAGUUUCGUGUAUUUGAAGCAGCUCCGCUGGAAUCGAGAGGAGCACCGGUGAAGAAGCCUCCUCCUGAUUACUUUUUGUAAGAAAGAGAAUUCAUUUACGAUUGGUAAUUGUGAAUUCUGUGGUGUUGGUAGAACAAAAAUUUUGGCUCGAGCUCCUCAGAAUGUUAGUGAACACGGAACAAGGGGAAUUAAUUCGUUUUGGUGGUGGGUGAGCCUGCUCAAUUCUUUUGUAAUUUUUUCACCAAAUCAAUUGUUGAGUAUAGUGUUGUUCUGACUUUUGGUACCUCACCAUUUUUCUCCUCCUAAAAAAGGAAUUAAAAGGAAGGUGUUUUUGAGUGGUGGUCGCGGUUGUGGUAACAUAUUUCAGAGAUGGAUAAUCCCACUUUUGUUUGUGACCACUGAUUUGAAUUCCAUUGAUGAGCUUAUUUGCAUAGUAUACGUAUUUUGUUGAUA